Molecule: messenger RNA, 13147 nt
Organism: Gadus macrocephalus (Pacific cod)
Lineage: Eukaryota; Metazoa; Chordata; Actinopteri; Gadiformes; Gadidae
Product: intermembrane lipid transfer protein VPS13B-like
Exons: 68
Coding region: 146-12628 (4160 amino acids)
Source: RefSeq, a predicted model, not a curated record
AAGCUCUGUGUAUGUUUACCGAUGACGUUUACUCGGGACCACAGAGAUGUGCUAACCAGAACAGCUAACGAGAUGCAUUGGUUACUAUAAAGUUAUAACUCUUACAAUAGCUUCAGGAUAAGUGGGCUAACCGGAUGGGGACAAGAUGUUGGAGUCCUAUGUCACACCACUCCUGAUGAGCUAUGUCAACAAAUACAUAAAGAAUCUAAAGCCGUCAGACCUGCAGCUCUCCCUCUGGGGCGGGGAUGUGGUGCUCAGCAAGUUGGAUCUGAAGCUGGAUGUCCUGGAGCAGGAACUGAAGCUGCCCUUUACCUUCAUGAGCGGCCAUAUCCACGAGCUGCGUAUCCACGUGCCAUGGACCAAGCUUGGGUCAGAACCCGUGGUCAUCACUAUCAACACUAUGGAGUGCAUCCUAAAGCUGAGAGAUGGAGUCCAGGAUGACCAUGAGAGUGGCUCCAGCUCCACGAGCCGCAGUGCCUCAGACAGUGUCAAGGCCCAGGCCAAGCCCCGCAGGCUGCAGCAGGCGGCCCCCAGUGACCCGGACCUGCCCCCAGGCUACGUGCAGAGCCUGAUCCGCCGCGUGGUGAACAACGUGAACAUCGUGGUGAACAACCUGAUCCUGAAGUACGUGGAGGACGACAUCGUGCUGUCCGUCAACAUCACGUCAGCGGAGUGCUACACCGUUGACGAUGCGUGGGAGAGGGCCUUCAUGGACAUCACCGCCCCUGAGUUGGUCCUGAGGAAGGUGAUCAACUUCUCGGACUGUACGGUGUGCCUGGACAAGCGCAACGGCAGCGGGAAGAUUGAGUUCUACCAGGACCCCUUGCUGUACAAAUGCUCCUUCAGGACACGCCUCCACUUCACCUAUGACAACAUGAACUCUAAGAUCCCUGCAUUCAUCAAGAUGCAGACCAUGGUGGAGAGCCUGAAGCUGUCCGUCACCGACCAGCAGCUGCCCAUGUUCAUGCGCAUCCUUGAGCUAGUAAUCGCCCUGUACUACGGGGCCAUCGGGGCCCCCCGGGAUGGCGACGCGGACGAGGGCAGUGGGCCCAUCAGGGAGACGGUCGACCCCGUGCCUGGUAUGGACGUGGAAGAGGACAACCAGGGGAUGGCCCGGCCGUUCUCCAGCUCAGAGCUCUGCAUGCAGCCCGGAGGGCCCGACGACCAGAUGGACGAGGGAUGGGUCUCUUGGGCGUGGUCCUUCGUGCCGGCCAUCGUGGGCGAGGAGGACGAGGAGGGCGAGGACGGCACCUACCACCAGAGAGAGCCAGGGUCCAGCCCGAGUGGCACCCAGCAGCAUGCGCAGCCUCGAGACCCCGUCGUGUCCAUAGGAUUCUACUGCACCAAGGCGUCCGUUACCUUUAAGCUGACAGAGUCCCUUUCGGAGAGCAGCUACUACAGUCCACAGAAGGUCAAGUCCAGAGAGGUCCUGUGUCUGGAGCCGGAGGGAAUCACCAUUGAGGUGCUGAUGAUGGGUGAGGCGUUCUUCGACUGUCAGAUUGGCAUCGUGGGCUGCCGGGCCGUCUGCCUGAAAGGCAUCAUGGGAGUGCGGGACUUUGAGGAUAACCUGAACCGACGGGAGGAGGACGCUGUGUUCUUCAUGUGCGGCGAGACUCUGAGCGCUAAGGGGAUGACGUACCUGACCAACUCCCUGUUCGACUACCGCAGCCCAGAGAACAACGGCGUACGGGCCGAGUUCAUCCUGGACGCCACCAACCACAAGGAGACCUACACAGAGAUAGCCGGCAUGCAGCGCUUUGGUGCUUUCUACAUGGAUUACCUCUACACAAUGGAGAACGGCGGUGGCAAAGGGAGCGUGGGCUCGCAGGACUCCCCGGCGGUCGCCAAGGAGGAGCCGCUGCCGGACGUGCAGGAGAGCUCCACCAAGCGGCUGGUGGUCGGGCCCCUGGAGGUCCGACUACACAGUAGCGCCGUCCACCGCAUCCUCAAGAUGGUGGCCUGCGCCAUGGACCACGAGUACGAGCCCUACUGCAAGCCAGAGCCAGAGCUGGUGGAGGAGCGGCGAGCUCCAGCCACACCAGAGGAGCUCUCCAGCCUGGAAGAAUUCAUCCCCACCAGACUCACCUGUCUCACUUUGCUGAAGGUCUGCAUCACGGUGUCCGUGGCAGAGUUCAACCUGCUGCACACGCUCAUGCCGGUCCUGAUGGGACAGAAGGCGCCCCCUGCGCCCCCCAGCGUGCCAGCAUUCCAGCCAGUGCGUCCGCUGCCGGCCCUGCGCUUCCAGGUGGAGAGGGUGAACGUGGAGCACACUGUCCCCAUGUACGGGCCCGAGCUGGUGGGCCUGGUCAGCGCUCUCAGCCAGCCCUCCGACAACCUGUUGCACCACUGCUACGCACACUGCUACCUCAAGGUGUUUGAGUUCCAGGCAGGCCUGACGUGCCAGGACACGGCGGGGACUUUCCUGCCUCUGCUGCCCAUCAUCCCUUCCUUCAGCACAGCUCUGUAUGGCAAACUGCUCCAGCUGCCCGCCUGCUGGACCAAGAGGUCUCCGGUGCCCACCACGGAGUGUAUCUUUGAGCUCCCCCACUUCGCGGUGCAGGCCACCAUGGCCCAGGCCCUGCUGCUGCAGGCGCUGUGCCAGAGCUGGACCCACAGCCUGGGCAACGGGACCCCGCAGGCGCUCAGCGAGGGUCUUCUCCAGCAGGUUUUCAGAGCACCAGGUGUGAAAUCUCGGAGCCCUUCGCCGACGCUGGAGUGCUCGGUCCAGAACGUGGAGCUGAAGCUGUGCAGCCGUGCGACGGUGAAAUGCGCCUCGGGAACCGUGGGAGCUGUAAAAGUGUGCGCCAGGACUCCAGGGUCGGAAGAGGGGUCCAAGGAGAAGCUGGUUCCCCUGAUCCAGGGCCCGUCCGACACCAGGGAGCUCCACACCAGCCGCUGGCUCAACGAGAUCCGCAAGCCCGAGUCCCUGCUGGCCCCGGACCUCCUGGCCUUCUCUGUGCAGGUUCCCCUGCAGGGCGACGACUGCCGGAACUCAGGUGCUGUGCUGCUGGUCAGUGUGCAGGGCAUCGCGGCCAACGUGGACCCCGUGGUGUGCACCUGGCUGCUCCACCAGCCUCACCGAACGGGCAGCAGACAGCAGCAGCAGCAGCAGCAGCAGGCUCCGGCAGUGGUUGCUAUGGCGAUGCCCCUGGCCAAACGGAGAGAGGAUGAGGUGUCUGUGGGUAGCACGCCACUGGCCAAACAGCCCUCCAAUCAGGCGUCCGAUUACGCCAGCAGCCCGGUCAAAACCAAGACCGUAACAGAAUCCCGACCUCUGUCCAUUCCCAUGAAGGUGAUGCCCAUCAGCACAGCUGUGGAGUCGUGGUCCACCUCAGAGGAGAGGAUGAAGGCGCUGAUUGCUCAUGCCUGGGACGCUGUCAAACGACUGACUCUACAGCUGGAGGUCCAGUCGUGCUGCGUGUUUCUGCCCAACGACAGCCUGCCCUCCCCGAGCACCAUCAUCUGCGGUGACAUACCCGGCACCGUCCGCAGCUGGUACCACAACCAGGCCUCCAUGCCUGGGACUCUGGUGGUCUGCCUGCCCCAGAUCAGUGUCCUCAGUGCUGGACACAAGUACAUGGAGCCCCUGCAGGAGCUGCCCUUUGUGGUGUCGAAGCCGAUCCUGGAGGAGGGUGAUGCCUUCCCCUGGACCAUCAGCCUGAGCCAGUUCAGUGUGUACACCCUGCUGGGCCAGCAGCACAGCCUCAGCCUGCUGGAGCCCAUGGGCUGCACCUCCACGCUGGCCGUCACCUCCCACCGGCCGCAGGCCAGCGAGGGACGCCAGUCUUUCGUGGUGUGUCUCCACGUGGACCUGCAGCCCGUCCAGGUCAAGUGCUCCAACCCACAGGUGCAGCUGCUGUACGAGCUCUUCCUCAGCUGGAGCACCACCUGGGCCCGUCUCCAGAAGCACAGCGUCCUGCUCCAGACGUCCGGAGCGCCGGAGACCCCCCAGGGAGCCGCCCUGACCUCGCCGGUCCGCAGCAGUGCCGGCACUGUGCUGCCAGACGCCAGCACCUGCAGCCCCUCCGCCGACCUGGGCUCUCCCACUGAGGGCGACUCGGUGCCAGCCGGGGACGACGGGCCCUUCUCGGACACGGUGACGCUGGAGCAGAAGACCAGCAGCAUCGGGGGCACCAGCGGGAAGGUCAGCCUCUGGAUGCAGUGGAUGCUGCCCAAGGUCACGGUCAAGCUGUACGCCCCAGAUUCCGCCGCCAAAAACACAGAGAUUUGUGUCAUUGCUGAAAUGGAAGACCUGAGUGCCUCAGUGGACGUCCAAGAUGUCUACACAAAGAUCAAGUGUAAAGUGGUCAGCUUCAACAUGGACCACUACAGGUGCAGUCCGGCAGAGGGUGUGCGGAGCGUGGGCGGCUGUGGAGGAGUGAUCUUAUCCUGCACUGACAAGCUGAACAGACGAACGGUGCUGGUUCGACCCGUCAGCAAGCAGGACUCUUUCAGCCACUUCUCUGGCUUUUUCCCCCCUACGGCAGCCCGGGUCCUCGAGGGGUCGCACCAGCAGCACGGCUUCCUCUCCAUCACCUACACCCAGGCCGUCACCAAGAACGUCCGCCACAAGCUGACCACGCGGCCCGAGCGCCCCCCGCGCGGCUGCAGCAUGGCCGGGGGCCAGCGGGGGUCGGCAGACCCCCUGGCGGACGGCUCGCCCCAGUACCUGCGGGAGAUCCUGCUGACCGCCCAGCCCUUCGACGUGGUGCUCUCCUGUCCCUUAAUGGCCGCCGUCAUGGGCCUCUUCCAGGCCACCGUACCGAGGCGUUACCGCGAGCGGGGCAAGUCGUCGGGCCAGCCAAUGAGGAGCCACGCCCUGACCUCCCGCUGCCUGCCCCUCAUCUACAUCAACACCAGCACCAUCCGAGUGUUCUGCCCCGGGACGCAGGACAAACACACCGCCACAGAGUCCCACCAGAGCAAAGAAGACACCCUGGUGCUGAAGCUGGGCUCCGUCAGCAUGGCCCCCCAGGCAGAUAACCCCCUCUCCCGCACCGUGCUGCGCAAAGACAUCUACCAGCUGGCGUUGAACCUGGGCAUCCUGCGAGACCCUGGAUCCGAGGUGGAGGACCGCCAGUACCAGCUGGACCUCCAGUCCAUCAACAUCGGCACGGCCCAGUGGGAGCAGCUCAAGCCGGAGAAGGAAGGCACCAAGGGCGGGGCAGCCGCCGAGACGGAGAGGAACUCCCAGAACCCCGCGCUGGAGUGGAACAUGGCCAGCAGCAUCAAGAGACACCAGGAGCGGCGAGCCAUCCUCACCCCCAUCCUGACAGACUUCUCGGUGCGAGUGACAGCGGCUCCGGCCAUCAUCUUCAGCAGGCCUGUCUCCCUGGACAGCGGUCCUGCCGAGGAGGCGGUGGUGUGUGGUCAUUCCCUGGAGGUGAACGUGAGCGGUAGCCUGGACUUCUACCUUAGUGUGGCUCAGGUGCAGCUCCUUCAGCAACUCCUGCUGGACCACAUGGUGGGACUGGACGUCCCAGAGAAGAGUGCAGAGGUGCGUCGCAAGGAGCAGAAGCGGCGAGGUGGGCGGGACACGGCGGCGGGGGAGACGACGGCGGCGGCGGCGGCGGGAAGGCCCGGCGGUGAAGCCCCGCCAUCCUCCUCCUCCCGGCACAGCGCGGCCGGGGGGCGGGACAGCGGCUUCGGCAGCGACAGCGCCCGCAUCCGCAUCGUGCAGAUCGAGCAGCAGAGCGGCGCCAGCCACCACCGCCUGGCCCGGCCCUCGCACCAGUCCACCAUCACCAAGAACCUCAGCUUCAUCCCCUUUGACGUCUUCCUCACCGCCAGCAAGCUGUCUCUCAUGACCUACGCCUGCUCCGGCCUGGACCCCGCCCACGGCCUCGCCCAAAGCCCCGCCCCCUACCGGAGGAGGAACCCGACUGGAGAAAAGGUCGGGAAGAGCGCCCUGAACCUGCCUGAGACCCUAGCCGCGACCCCCCAUCAGCCUCCGUCCUCCACCGCCCCGGACUCUCCUCCGCCCUCCUCUUCCUCUCCCGGCCCCGCCGCGGUCCCCGCCGCGGGCCCCGCCCAGGGCACCCUGGCGGCCCUGACCGCCGAGGACCUGCUCAACAGCAACAGCCACCCCUCGCUGUCCCCGCGGCCCCCCACGCCAGCCGGCCUGCUGGCCCUGGACGGCCUGCCCCGGCCCAGCCGCUCCUCGGCCCGCCAGGCCCUGGGGGUGACGGUGGUGAGGCAGCCCGGCCGCAGGGGCCCCGGGGACCUGGUGCUGGAGCCCCUGCUCCACCUGCAGGUGGUGCAGCCCUCGGCCCUGAUCAGCUGCCACCACCGCAAGCAGAGGAUGGAGGUGUCCGUGUUUGACGUGGCGCUCCGCGGGGUCAACUCCCACUACAAGUGUCUUGACCCAGGUAAGAGUCUACCUGAGUCUCUAGACUACACCGUGACGUGGCUCCAGACGGCAGCGGGCGAGACAGACAGCAGGACCGGCAUCCCUCCUCCUCUGCUCUUCCUGCAGAUCAAAGACUUCCUCAACGGCCCAGCUGAGCUCAACCUGGAGCUCUCACGGCCCCUGAAGGUGAGCCCCACGCUGGCUAAGCUGGAGCAGGCCAAGGCCUACAUGACCAGGGUCCUGCCCAACUUCUGGGCUACCGAGGGCUCGGACAAGGCCCCCUGUUCCUCCUCCUUGUCCUCCUCCUCCUCGCCUUCCCCUCUCUCGUCCCCCACCAAGAGCACCAGAGCGCCCUCCAGAACCCCCAGCACUGCCCGCUCCGCCCCCCACCAACAGGCCUCCGCCACGGGCACGGCGAGCAGCGUCCUCCGUGCCCCGGCGGUGCCCUUCCACAAGGUGUCCCUCCGGACUGGCCAGAUCGUGGUUGCCAUGGAGACGGAAUCCCACGCCAUGAAGCCCAGCGUGACGGUGUCGGUGUCGGCCAUGACGGCCAGUCUGAACAUGAAGCCUGGUUCCAGGAUGGAAGACCCCAUCCAGGCCGCCUCCCUGCUCCUGGAGCUCAAGGAUGCGUCGGUGCGGACCGGGCUGAAGGAGCGGAGCCGUCUGCUGCUGGGCCCCUUCUCCUGCAGCGCCGCCCUGAAGGCCAACUGGUGUCGGCACAGCGGCAGCCCCGGAGCCGAGCCGGGCCCCCCCAAGGUGCUGCUGGACCUGAAGGGAGGCCUGCUGCAGCUCUUCUGGGGUCAGGAGCAUCUGAACUGCCUGAAGCUGGUGGAGGAGCACCUGGGGGCCUACCUUCGCCUCCAGGGAUGGGGGGCGGCCGACGGCACCAGUGCCCCGGAGGGCUGGCCCCUUCCCAGCCUGCCCUCCUCGCCCUCCCACGGCAGCGACUCCCCGCGCACGGAGCACAGCUCGGACGACCUGCGCACGGGCCUGUUCCAGUACAUCCAGGACUCAGCCUCGCGGCGGUUGCCGGCGCCCUACGAGGUGAUGUUCCACGGGGAGACGGAGGACAGCCCCGCGGUGAUGCUCUGGCGUUACCCGGAGCCGCGCGUCCUGACCUACGUCCGCAUCACACCCGUCCCCUUCAACACCACCGAGGACCCCGACAUCAGCACCGCCGACCUCAGCGAGCUGCUGCAGGUGCCCUGCAGCCUGGAGUACUGGGAUGAGCUCCAGGAGGCCUUCGUCCCUUACCGGGAGUUCAGCUUAUCAGAGAGCAGCUCCUGUCAGUUGCAGCUGCCUAGCCUCAGCCUUCGACACCAGCAGAAGGAGCUGGUGGCCUCGGACCUCUGGAGGAUCGUGCUCAGCAACACUGGAGACCCUGGAGGAGACGAGCACAGUUCAGACAGUGAGUCUGGCUCCCAGCUGCCCUGUGACCAGCUGGUGUCUCCCAAGGCGCUGGCAGCCUGCACCCGUGUGGACUCGUGCUUCGCCCCCUGGUUCGUCCACUCCCUGGGAGUCUCCAUGGAACUGGCCCACAUGGAGGUGCACCUCUGCCACCACCUGGAGCAGCUGGGCACAGCUCCAUGCCGGCGCCUGCGGCCCUUCCUGCCGGACAGGAAGUUGCCCCAGGAGCAGGAGUUCAUGGUGGUGGGUGCCAGCGAGCCCCGGCUCUACCUGCGGCAGUGGAACAGCGGUGCCCGCCUCAGCCAGGAGUUCAGCUUCUCCACCCGCCUGGACUGCCGACUGCUCGAGUACCGCAACCUGACCUACCUCCAGAUCCUGCAGCCCUUCGCACUCCAGGGCCAGGCCUCGGUCACCCGUUCCCCCCAGAGCAGCGUCCUGGACGGCAGCAUGUUUGUGGAGCCCGUGUUGCUCACCGUCAGCCAGUACGGCAUCCACACCCUGGACACCGCCCUGCAGAGCUGGCAACAGAAUGGCCGGGUGGAGGCGGAGGAGCUGCUCUACAGCCACUACGUGAUCUGCAACGACACACACGAGACGCUGCGCUUCGGCCAGGUGGACACGGACGAGAACGUGCUGCUGGCCAGCCUGCACAGCCACCAGUACAGCUGGCGCUCCCACAAGUCCGCGCAGCUGCUGCACAUCUGCAUCGAGGGCUGGGGGAACUGGCGCUGGUCGGAGCCCUUCAGCGUGGACAACGCCGGCACCCUGCUCAGAACCAUCCAGUACAAAGGCCGCACGGCCUCGCUCGUCAUCAAGGUGACGCAGCUCAACGGAGUCCAGAAGCAGAUCACCAUCUGCGGGCGCCAGCUGAUGUGCAGCUACCUGUCCCAGGACAUCGAGCUGCGGGUGGUGCAGCACUAUGUGGGCGCCGACGGCCAGACGGUGGUGCGGGAGCACUGCGACUGCCUGGAGGCGCGGGCCAUGCUGCCCUCCUACGUGCUGGAGGACGCCGAGAUGACGGAGCUGUGCGUCCGGGCCCGCGGUGACGACGACUGGUCCCAGGACCUGAGGCUGGACCGGGGGGAGGGCGAGCGAGCCGGGGCUGGGGGAGGCGGUGCUGGCAGUAGCUCUGUGGUGCAGGUGCCGUGCUCCAGUGGGUCUCUGCUCUACGUGUGGUGUACCCUCAUCACCAUCGAACCCCAUUCUCCUCUGCAACAGAGAGUCGUGGUGUUCAGCCCCUUGUUCGUGAUGCGGAGCCACCUGCCAGACCCCGUCAUCAUCCACAUGGAGAAGAGGAGCCUGGGGCUGAAGGAGAGCCAGGUGAUCCAGGGCCAGGGCCACCAGGAGCCGCUGCUGAACACAGAGGCCGACCUCACGCACCACCUCACCUUCCAGGCCAGGGAAGAGGAGGACGCCUCCCACUACGCCGUGCCCAUCUCCACCGGCCUCAUCAAGCAGAUCGUCAACAAGGCGGGCGGGACGGAGAAGCCCCAGAGGGUGCUGGAGGACUUCUACGGCGCCACGUCCACCGCAGAGACGCCCUGGCCCUACAUCUCUAAGGACACGGAAAGGAGCGUCCUGGAGCCCGUGGCCCAGUGGGACAGCCCCAUGCAGGUCAAGCUGUCCUGCUGGAAGGGGGGCCUCAACACCCUGCUGGUGGAGCUGCUGCCCUGGGCCCUGCUGGCCAACCACUCCCGCUGGGACCUGUGGCUGUUUGAGGGGGAGACCAUCGUGCUGCAGAUCCCCGCGGGCAAGGUCAUCGUGCCGCCAAACUUCCAGCAGGCCUUCCAGGUGGGGAUCUACUGGGCCCACACCAACACGGUCCACAAGUCCAGGGCGCUGAAGCUGGUCCACGAGCAGACCUCCCCGCGCUGGAAGGAGGACAGCGGCAGCGAGAUGUUGACCCUGGAUGAAGAGGGCUGCGUGGAGGCGGACAUCCCCCUGGGAGCCCUGCCCGGAGGCCAGAAGGUGUGUCAGUUCUGCGUGUCGUCGGUGGUGAGGCAGGGCAUCCAGGUGCUGCAGGUGGAGGACCGCACCAUCCUGCUCAACAACACCUCCCACACCAUCCACUACAGACCCCUGCUGGCCCACCGGGCCCUGGCUGCCACAGACCAGGCUCUGGAUCUCCCUGACUCUGCCGGGUUCACCCUCCCCCCCACGGUGGGGGGCGGCCCGGCCACGCCCUGCUCGGUGCCCUGCUGGGACCAGCUCCUCGACGGCCCUCAAGGGGAGGUGGUCUCCCCUCUGCCCCUCAAACACAUUCUCUUCAGCCUGGAUCCCAGGGCCCUCAACGCCGGGGCCGGGGCCGGGGCCGGGGCCGGGGCCGGGGCCGGGGCCGGGGCCGGGGCCGGGGCCCCGUGGAGCCUCCCGGCCCUGAUCCGAGCAGACUUUCCCAGGCAGAGCGUCUCCGUUCCGGGAGAGACCUUCGCCGGAGGAGGGGGACUGAUCAGCAGGGCUUUGGUGCUGACGUACCAGGAGCACCUCGGGGUGACGUACCUCAGCCUGAACGAGGACCCGUGCCCGCCCAUGCUCAUCCACAACAAGUGUCCGAUCCCCCUGCUUCUGAAGGAGAACCUCAAGGACGCGCCCCGGGCAGAGGUCUUCUGCCGCCCCAUCCCUGCCAGCGGCUCCCUGCACCACGAGCUCUACCAGCAGUACUCCAGCUUCCCCGACUGCCGGCAGAGAGAGGCUCUGCCUGCCCUGCUGCUGAAGACCACCCCAGAUCACGGCGCCACCACCUGGACCGACCCCGUCGACAUCAACUGCCCCGGCACACAGGUGGUGUUCCUGCCUGGGUUCGGCUGCCUUUACAUAGACGUGGUGUACGAGAAGGGCUCCAUAGAGCUCACCCUGGCCCCCGAAGGCAGCGCCGACUGCCUGCUCAGCCACCACACCAGGGCGGGCGACCUGCAGCUGUCCUUCCACGUCCUGGUCAGCGAGGCCAGCGUGGCGCUCAGCGACGACAUCACCAGCCCCUCUGGCUCCGUGGAGCUGCUGCGGCUCACCCUGACCAAGCUGCUGGUCGAGCUGUCACCCCCGCCCCCUCAGGGCCAGGACCAGCAGGCCUCGCCCGGGGCGGACUCCCGGGCCCUGGCCCCCGACGGCGUGCUGCUGGUGGGGCUCCACUGCGCCGGGCUGCAGGUGGACAACCAGCUGUACAACCGGGCCAGCUUCCACUUCCCCGUGCUGCUGUGCCAGGAGCAGAGGUCGGAGGCGGAGGCCGGGGGUCCCUGGAGCGCGGAGGCCAACCCCGCCACCGCCGCCCCCGAGGCCCUGGAGGAGUUCAAGCGCUCCUGCUUCCUGGAGCUGGGGGCGCUGCUGGCGGCCGACUGCUGCACCCUGGAGCAGGUCUCCUUCCAGCUGCAGCCCGCCAGGGUCUACCUGGAGGACACCUUUGUGUACUACAUCAAGACGCUGUUCCACAGCUACAUCCCCGACAGCGCUGUGGCCCCCAGCUCCGCAGGGGCCCAGAGGACAUCCACCAGCACUGAGGCUGCACCGCUCGUCCCAGAGCAGGUGGUCCACUCGCUGCAGGCCCUGGUGCGGCCCGUGCGGCUGCGGCGACUCGUCAUCCGGCCCAUCAACCUGCUGGUCAGCGUGCACGCCUCCCUCAAGCUGUACAUCGCGUCGGACCACACGCCGCUCUCCUUCUCGGUGUUUGAGCGCGGGCCCGUGUGCACCACGGCCCGCCAGCUGGUGCACGCCCUGGCCAUGCACUACGCCGCUGGGGCUCUCUUCCGGGCCGGCUGGGUGGUGGGUUCCCUAGACAUCCUGGGCAGUCCUGCCAGUCUGGUGCGCAGCAUCGGGAACGGCGUGUCGGACUUCUUCCGGCUGCCCUAUGAGGGCCUGACCCGGGGCCCCGGGGCCUUCGUCAGCGGGGUCCACAGAGGGACCACUUCCUUCGUCAAACACAUCUCCAAAGGCACCCUGACCUCCAUCACCAACCUGGCCACCAGUCUCUCCCGCAACAUGGACCGGCUGUCCCUGGACGAGGAGCACUUCACUCGGCAGGAGGAGUGGAGGAGGCAGCUCCCCGAGAGCCUGGGGGACGGCCUCCGCCAGGGCCUCUCGCGCCUCGGCAUCAGCCUGUUAGGGGCGAUUGCGGGCAUCGUGGACCAGCCCAUGCAGAACUUCCAAAGGUCCUGGGACCUGCCCAGCUCGGCCGGCAGCACGGCCAGAGGGGUGAUCUCCGGUGUGGGGAAGGGCAUCGUGGGAGUCUUCACCAAGCCCAUCGGAGGAGCUGCUGAGCUCGUCUCUCAGACCGGAUACGGGAUCCUGCAUGGAGCCGGGCUGUGGCAGCUCCCUAAGCAGCUGUACCUGCCUGCCGACGACAACUCCACCCUGGCCCCCAACAGCCACCUCAAAUACGUGUGGAAGCUGCUGCAGUCCCUGGGCCGUCCCGAGGUCCACAUGGCUCUGGAGGUGACCAUCGUCAGCGGGUCGGGCCAGCAGCACGCCGGCUGCCUUCUGCUGACCUCCGACGUGCUGUUUGUGGUCAGCCUCAGCGAGGACACCCAGCAGCAGGCCUUCCCCAUCACCGAGGUGGAGUGCAGACAGGAGCUGGGAGAGCCCGGCCAGCUGAUCCUCAGCUUACAGCAGCAGACCGUGAGCAGCGACACUGAGGGCGACAGCGUGCGCGAGCGUCUCUCGGAGCAGCAGUACCAGCGGCUGGUCGACUACGUCACGCGCGCCUCCAACUACCUGUCUCCGUCGGGGGUCUCGCUCCAGCUGCAGCCCCCCGUGACCCUGGCGCAGCCGCCGCCCUCGCCCACCAAGUCCUACCGCUACCUGGUGGAGCCCGCCUCCGCCGCCGUGUUCACCAGCAAGUUCACCGCCGUCAAGAACAAGGCCCUGCGUGUGGGCUUCCAUUGACCCGCUCCGUUCUGUGAAGGGAGAGGGGGGAAAAAGAAUCACCGUUAUUUGUGUAAAAGGGAAAAAUAAUUUUAUGAUACCACGUAACUACCCGGUUUAUGCACUAGUGUGUCGGAGAAGAGUUGUUGUUCUACAGUCUGUUUUUACGAUUAGACGCAUAUUUUCACAUGUUUGCCUUUUCAGUGAGAUAUUUUCUACUGUAUGUGCCCUGUGUGUGUUUACGUUGUCCUUGCACCGGCCGCUUGUCUCGUGCCUAUCCAAGUGCAAUAUUCUACAGAAGUGCAGAGCCGUUCGAGAAAGAUGCGUUGCCAUCCGUUAACCAAAAUGUCUAAAACAUCACAUUUACGCCAACCCCCUUAAUGAUGCAAAAAAUAAAAUAUAUAUACCUGUUGUGAGUACUAAGGCCACAUGCUAAAUGCAAGGUACUGCAUACUUUUUAUAAACACUAUUGUAGAUUAUGUAUGUAGAUCGAUUAUAAUAUAUUGUAUUAACACUGUAAUAAAAUCAGUAACAAAUGCA